AUGGCCUCUGCGUUUAAAUCUAUUCGAUAUCAAGCCUGCGAUAAUAACGAUGAUAGUAAUAAAAAUAAUGAACUUAUUUCAAUAUCAACAACAACUCAUGGAUCAUCAAAAUCAUCAUUACAAUCGAAAAGUAUUCAUUCAAAUACAAAUCAAAAAUUUAAUAAUAAAGUAUCAAAUUCUGAACUUUGUGAAAUAACAGUUUUACCUAUUACAACAAUAAAACAAUCACCAACUGAAACACCAGCAUUAUCCCAUUGUCUACCAUCAUUAUUUCCAUCAUUAAAUAAUAAUAGUUCAUCAUUAACACAUUUAUUACCUACAACAUCAGCAUCAGAAUCACCACCAACAAAAAAUAAUUUUAUAACAUCAUCAAUUGCUCAAUUACCGAUUACUGAACUUGAACAUCAACCACAAUAUACAUCACCACAAAUUCAUACGGAAACAUCAGCCUAUACUCGUACAGGUUCACGACAAUCAAUAUUAGAUACAUUAUCAAAUAAAUUUUCAGCCGUAAGAAAAAGUUCAUCAACUGCAUUUGCUUUGGCACAACAACGUCUUUCACAAGGAGAAAAUAUCAAUCUUUUCUCACAAUAUCAAGGUGAUUAUAUACGUCAGUCACGUCAAUUACGUAAAGCACGUCGACAAGAUAUAAAAGCUCGAUUUGAAAAAUUUCAGGACGGUACACUGACUAAACGUGGUACAACAUCAUCUCGUCGGUUCACAUUUAUAUUUGAUCCAAGUGGUCGUUUAACAUAUUGGUGGACAUCAAUUGUUUCCAUUGCAUUUCUUUAUAAUUUUUGGGUAAUUAUCUAUCGGUUUUCAUUUCAUGAAUUAAAUUAUAAUAAUAUUUUAAUAUGGUUCAUAUUCGAUUAUGUCUGUGAUUUAAUAUAUAUAUUUGAUAUUGCAUUUAAUUUUCGUACGGCUUAUCUUGAAGAAGGUGUAUUACAAACAGAUCCAAUUAAAUUACGUCAUUAUUAUAUGAAUACAACACGAUUUUAUAUUGAUUGUUUAUGUUUAAUGCCAUUAGAUUUUUUAUAUUUAUCAAUUGGAUUUAAAUCAAUUGUUCGUCUAUUUCGACUUGUUAAAAUUUAUCGUUUUUGGACAUUUCUUGAUCGUACAGAACGACAUACGAAUUAUCCAAAUUUAUUUCGUACAAUUGUUAUGAUUCAUUAUCUUUUAGCCAUAUUUCAUUGGAAUGCGUGUCUAAUUUAUAUAUUAAAUACACGAAAUAGAAUGGGUUUAACAAAACGUUUUAAUUUUACAUUUAAUGAUAUUGGUCUAGAUUAUUUUAAAGCACUCUAUUGGAGUACAUCAACAUUAACAUUAACAGAUAAUUAUGAAACAAAGCCAACAUCAAAAGAAGAUUUUGUAUUUAUGAGUAUUGAAUUAGUAUUUGCUUUACUUUUAUUUGCCACAAUUAUGGGUCAUGUAGCAUCAAUUGUGGCCAAUUUGAGUAAUGCAAGAAAAGAUUUUCAAGCUAAACUUGAUGCUGUCAAAACAUACAUGUCUCUUCGUCGUCUACCAAAUAAUCUUGAAGAUCGUGUCAUUCGUUGGUUUGAUUAUUUAUGGAUGAGUCAUAAAUCUGUUGAUGAUAAUCAUGUUUUAUCCUUACUUCCAUAUAAAUUACGUGCAGAAAUUGCCAUACACGUUCAUUUAGAUACAUUAAAAAGAGUUGAAAUAUUUCAAAAUACAGAAGCAGGUUUUCUUAAUGAACUUGUUCUACGUUUGAAACCCGUUUUAUUUUCACCCGGUGAUUUUAUAUGUCGAAAAGGAGAGGUUGGCAAAGAAAUGUACAUUGUUAAUCGUGGAAAAUUACAUGUAAUGGCAGAUAAUGGUAAAACAGUUUUGGCAACACUUAAAGCAGGUUCAUAUUUUGGUGAAAUAAGUAUAUUGAAUAUGGGUACAAGUGGUAAUAGGCGAACAGCAUCUGUAAGAUCCGUCGGCUAUUCGGAUCUAUUCUGUUUAUCUAAAGAAGAUUUAUGGGAAGUUCUUAAAGAAUAUCCGGCUGUACGAGUGAAAUUAGAAGCAAUUGCUGUUAAACGAUUAGAAAAACAUAAAAAACCUUUGAUUCAACAAAUCAAUAUGAAACGAAGUAAAAGUACACCCGGUUUAGUCGAAGCAUCAACUCGUCUUCCAUUUAUCGUGCCAAUGAGACGUACAGGAAGUGGCGCAAAUCGAUUAUCAUCAAUACGAGAAACAGAUAUCCAUGCUGUUGGUUUAGCAUUUCAAAAUUCUUCAUCGUCUCAAUAUCAACAACAGCCUACACAACAACGUGCACAAGCAACAAUCGGUUAUUCGUGUGCUGGUUUAAAUUCUCUAGAUAGAAAUCAACCACAACAAAAGAAUUUAUCAUCAAGCGUCAAUUCUCUAGCAGCACCAUUGGCAUCUUCAAUCAGUGUUACAUCGUCACUGAAUUCUCAUUAUAUCGUACCAAAUUCAACAUCAUUAAAUCGUUCUUCUCUUCUUGAUCAACAACAGCCACAGACAAAACAAAAUCAAGUAUCUCCAAUUAUGACAAAUAAUUUUUCAUCAUUACCACAAACUGCCAUAGCAGGUAUAAAUCAUUCAAUGUCAUGGUCAAAUGGAACAAAUUCUAGGCAAUCUUUCACCGUAUUUUCAAAUUUAAAUCGAACAUGUUCAUAUCUGACUACAAAUCGAAAUCGUUCGAAUAAUAAACAUCGUCUUGAAAGUAUAAUCGAUAAAAACGAUUCGUUAUCAAAUCCAACGCAAACUAUAUUAAUUGAAGAAAUUCAACAUUUAAGACAACGUUUAAUUCAAUUAGAAGAAGAUAAUGCAUCAUUAAGUACAAAUUUAAAACAAAAACAUUGGGAACUAAAAAAUCGUCUACGGAUGUUAGAAAAAAAUUUGGAUUCAGAACAAAAUAAUAAUCCAAAAAGUUUAAUUUUUGGAGAAUCAUUUAGCACCGAAACAGACGAUGGUUGCUCAGAAUCUUUUCCAGGAAUAAACAACGACGGCUCAUUAUAG
Molecule: messenger RNA, 2985 nt
Organism: Didymodactylos carnosus
Lineage: Eukaryota; Metazoa; Rotifera; Eurotatoria; Philodinida; Philodinidae
Source: the annotation of a GenBank genome assembly